Molecule: messenger RNA, 1018 nt
Organism: Effrenium voratum
Lineage: Eukaryota; Dinophyceae; Suessiales; Symbiodiniaceae
Source: the annotation of a GenBank genome assembly
GUCCGCAGGUUACUUCGAUGACUUGCCCCCUGAUGAUGAUCUGGUGCCAGUGCGAGCACUGCUGGAUUUGAAUGCCUUUCUUAUGAAAAGGGUCCCAAGCGCAGACGCUGGUGCUGACUACGACCCAAAGGCUUGCAUCGAAUCAGGCAUGAGCCUUGCAAAGAAGCUGUUGGCCAUUUAUGCCACUGCUGUGAAGGCUUUGACCAAGGGAGGCAAAGACUACGCAAGCGCCGUGCAAACCACUUUGACGUCUGAACGGCUCCGGCAUCAAAACCAGCAGGGUGCCGCCGCUGAUCCACCCAAGGCCAAAACGCGAUUGAGCAGCAUGGCUUCCACGAGUGAUCCCGCGGUGAUCAAAAUUCACCGUAACCUUGAAAAGCGGGCUCCGGUCAGCAUUGUGAAGACCUUCGAGGAUUUGGACCCAGCAAGUGCCCGAGGGAACAUCAUGAAGACCUUGUUCAAGGAGGAGGCUAACAGAGAGCUGGUUGAGGGAUUGAUUGACAAUUUCCGGGAGUCCAUGUCUGAGCGGGCUCAAGCGAAAGGGCAGAUCAAACUCGAAGAGGAGGCCUGCGCAAUCGUCAGAUCCGAGCUCUUGAGCGCUCUACCCGGGCCGUCGGAGUGGCCGUUUGUUCCGGAGGACAUGUUCCAAACAGACGGCCCAGCCCAGCUGAGUGAGGAAGAGAGCAAGUACAUUUGCGCGUUCUCCCGGGCAGCCUUUGUGCACGGACAACGGCACGGCAGCUGCUACCACGGAGUGGAGACAUCAUGCUUCGCCUCAUUGCGUUUGCAGCGCCAAGGCGCCCGCGUGUUUGUCAUGGUGAGACUGGCUGAGGCGAGGUCUUACCUGCAAAGGCAAGAGCUGGAUCCGAGCGUCGAGGAUGUGGUCAACUGGCUGCUCCGGCUGAGUUUGGAGGACCUCCCGUCGCCCACAGAGCUACCCAGCCUCACUUCCUCGACAAGCAAGUGCGGGGAUCUGUUCUUUGCCCCGGCUGGAUAUGUGACGGUGGACAAAGCGUGC